UUCACCCAGAAAGUUCCUGGGCCGUCAAAACAUAAACAGCGCUCACACACAGACGGUAGCUAAUGUCAGUGAGAGCUACUGCCUUUACAUAUCUGUCUGCUUUUCCACCAUGCAACUGAAAUCAUGUUGUAUUUACAGCACCGGAGUUCUUUCUAUUCUACUUUUGAUUGCCGGCAUUUCUUUGGUGUUGUCUAACGUGUUUCCACAUAUCCUACAGUCGGUGGUUAAAAAGGAAGUCGUUUUGAAGAAUGGCACAGAGGCGUUUGAGGCCUGGGAGAAUCCACCAGCCCCUAUUUACAUGCAGUUUUACUUCUUCAAUCUGACAAACCCCAUGGAGGUGCUGGAUGGAGAUCGGCCUGCUGUGAUGGAGAUCGGACCAUAUACAUACAGAGAGUACCGGCCGAUGGAGCAAGUGGACUUCCAGGAAAAUGGCACCAAAGUAGCAUCUGUCAACACAAAGACCUACAUAUUUCAGAGAGACAUGUCCCGGGGUCCAGAGAGUGAUCUCAUCAGGACGGUCAACAUCCCUGCAAUAACGGUGAUGGAGCAAUUCAAAGAUGAUUUCUUCUUUGCAAACUUGAUCUCCUCCUACAUGAAGUCUGAAAACGAAGGCCUUUUCACCACACGCACAGUGGGGGAGCUGCUGUGGGGAUAUGAAGACCCCCUACUCAAAGCCCUCAAACUUUUAAAACCCAACCUGGACAAUGUUUUUGGACUCUUCUAUAAGACCAAUGCUUCCAACGAUGGGGAGUAUGUCUUCUUCACUGGCCAGCAGAACUACAAGGACUUUGCCAGAGUGGAUACGUGGAAAGGUGAAAGCAAACUGGAUUGGUGGACAUCUGAUGAGUGCAAUAUGAUCAAUGGAACCAAUGGAGCCUCUUUCCAUCCAGUCAUCACCAAGAAUGAGACCCUCUACAUGUUCUCCUCUGACCUGUGCAGGUCUCUGUACGCUCUGUAUGAGGAGGAUGUGACGGUGAAGGGGAUCCCUGGGUAUCGCUUCAGUCCCCCUAGCGAGGUGUUUGCCAAUCACACAGUGAACCCUGCCAACGCCGGCUUCUGUGUCCCUGCUGGAAACUGCCUGGGCUCUGGCGUUCUGAAUGUCAGCCCGUGUAAACAAGGAGCUCCCAUCGUAAUGUCGACACCUCACUUCUACCAGGCCGAUGAGAAAUUUGUUCAGGAUGUGUUCGGCAUGAGGCCUAAGAAGGAGCAGCACCAGACUGCAAUUGAUAUCAAUCCGCUAACUGGAAUCAUCAUUCAAGCUGCCAAACGGCUCCAGAUCAACGUGUUUGUUGAGAAAAUGUCCGCCUUCAGUCAAACAGGAAACGUGAGGACAGUGAUCCUUCCCGUGGUGUAUCUCAAUGAGAGCGUUGUCAUUGACGACGCGUCGGCCGCGAAGCUGAGGAAGAUAAUCGUGGAGCAGGACGUGGUGGAGAACAUCCCCUUCAUACUGAUCGGCAUCGCCAUCAUUAUGGGAGGAAUCUUCAUGUUCCUGAUGUGUCGGCAGAACGUCCCAGAGAGCACCACAGCUGAACGGCAGCCCCUGCUCUCGUCAUAGCACCAAACCGUACGUUUAAAGAAGGAGGACUGCCAUAUUUGCAUAAUAAUUCAUGGGUUAAAUGGAGCUGCAAUUCCUACCAGUAACCCCAGAGUAAUAGUUCAAUUAAUUACCAAAAUUACAUCUUUUUAUCCAGCUUUUUAAUCCAAUGUUUUUAGGAAAACAAAGUGAAGAGGUUUGUUACAGGGAUGAGGUUAAUGUCUCCCUUACAAGUAAGUUGUAUUGAUGAUGAAAUCCCUAUUUUUUUAAUUAAAUCUUAAAGAUUUUCUUUUAUACCUUUUUAAUUAUGGGCUCUGAAAUGAUCAAACCCCCAGGAAUUGAUGUGAAAAUAUAAUGUCACGGAUUGUGUGUGUGUGUGUGUGUGUGUGUGUGUGUGUGUGUGUGUGUGUGUGUGU
Molecule: messenger RNA, 1950 nt
Organism: Trematomus bernacchii (emerald rockcod)
Lineage: Eukaryota; Metazoa; Chordata; Actinopteri; Perciformes; Nototheniidae
Gene: scarb2c
Product: scavenger receptor class B, member 2c
Biological process (GO): protein targeting to lysosome; receptor-mediated endocytosis
Cellular component (GO): cytoplasm; membrane; lysosome
Molecular function (GO): scavenger receptor activity
Source: RefSeq, a predicted model, not a curated record